Messenger RNA from Panicum hallii, 1329 nucleotides. RefSeq names its product transcription factor MYC2-like. Gene Ontology annotation, biological process: regulation of DNA-templated transcription. Gene Ontology annotation, molecular function: DNA-binding transcription factor activity; transcription cis-regulatory region binding; protein dimerization activity. The record is from RefSeq and is a predicted model, not a curated record. Gene Ontology annotation, cellular component: nucleus. Lineage: Eukaryota; Viridiplantae; Streptophyta; Magnoliopsida; Poales; Poaceae. Bases 116 to 934 code for a protein of 272 amino acids. The transcript has 2 exons.
UGCCGCACAUUGCAUGACCAAAAGGUCCCGAGCGCCUCAGUCCGUUUUCCACUUCAGGAGUUGAUCAGGUAGGCCGGCCGUGACCACCACCAGUAGUGACUAGUGAGUGGGUGCCAUGGACGACCUGCUCUCCCCGUGCUCAUCCUUGUCCCCGACCUCGUCGCCGUCCUUCUUCUCCCAUGCCGGCCACUACCCGAUCAUCGAGUUCACCUCCUGCGAGGUCCCCGAGCAAUGGCUGCUCGGCGACGUCGUCAUGGCCAAGAACGAGGCCGGAUACGACGACGGGGACGACCUGUGGCCCGUGGGGAGCUCCCUCUCGCCGGACUCCGAGCUCUCCGAGCAGGAGCCGAGCGCCUGCACGGUCCCGGCGGCUCAGCGCCCGGGGAAGCGGCGGGGCCGGAAACCCGGCCCCCGCCCAGAGGGCCCCACCGUGAGCCACGUCGAGGCCGAGCGGCAGCGCCGGGAGAAGCUGAACCGCCGGUUCUGCGACCUUCGGGCCGCCGUGCCCACCGUGUCGCGCAUGGACAAGGCCUCCCUCCUCGCCGACGCCGCAGCCUACAUCGCGGAGCUCCGCGCCCGCGUCGCGCGGCUCGAGGCCGAGUCCAGGCGGGCCGCCGCCGCGAGAUGGGAGCCCGUCGUCGCGGCCUCCUGCGUUCCCCCGGGAGCGCCCGGCCACGGCGACGAAGCCGUGGAGGUGCGGAUGCUCGGGCCCGACGCGGCGUCGGUGCGCGCGACGAGCGCGGCCCCGCACGCGGCCGCGCGUCUGAUGGGCGCGCUCCGCUCCCUGGAGCUGCACGUCCAGCACGCCUGCGUCACCCGCGUGCACGGCUUGACCGUGCAGGACGUCGUCGUCGACGUGCCCGCCCAGCUUCAGGACGACGACGGCCUCCGCGCCGCGCUGGUCCAGGUGCUGCAGGAGCAGGACAGCGGCUAGCCACAGCUCGACCGCGGAUCGAGCCCCUCGACCUCCUUCCCGUCCGUACCGUCACAUCGUCAGUUCUCGGGUCGCGUACGAGCAGCGCUAAAAUGGAUCGGAGCGGAUCAAGGUAGGUAAUGCUAAUGUUGAUUAAGAGGGUGGUGAAACAUGAUGGAAUAUUGCGUGGAUGUCGUCGUCUCCGCCUGUUCCAUGGAAUAAAAAGUGUUUGCUGAUCAAGGGCUUGGAUCCAACAUCAUCUCACGAUCCAUCCAAAUGGUGGUGCCGAAUAACGAUUGGCCAAGUGUACGUACGUCUGUCAACCGUGUGUGUAGUAGUACUCUACUUAUUGUAGUGUGUAUGUGUUGCUAGGUUAGUAUAUAUGGAUUUGCAUUGAUAUAUGAAACCUGAGUUAU